Messenger RNA from Hibiscus syriacus, 510 nucleotides. Its product is annotated as probable receptor-like protein kinase At2g42960. The transcript has 4 exons. Lineage: Eukaryota; Viridiplantae; Streptophyta; Magnoliopsida; Malvales; Malvaceae. Bases 1 to 510 code for a protein of 169 amino acids. The record is from RefSeq and is a predicted model, not a curated record.
AUGACGGGCGGUGGAGGUGAUCCCUCAAAAGGAGGAGGGACAACCGAGUCGUCGGUUGGGACCGCCGGCUGUAUAGGAGAUCUGUCAGAUUUUGGACUUGCUAGUCGGGUCUCAAGUUCUGCAUCUCAAACGACUAGCAUGGAUGUUGCAGGAACCUUUGGUGAUAAAAUUGAUGUCUACGCAUUUGGCAUCGUCCUCCUAGAGCUCCUCUCUGGUAAAAACCCCAUCGACGAUAACCGUCCAAAAGGUCAGGAGAGCCUUGUUAUGUGGAUCCUGAAGCUCGUACAAGGUGACCAGGAAGUAACAAAUUGGGCUCAGAAACAAGCUAGGGAAUCAGAAGAAGUUGAUAUUGUUGACGACGAUUUUUAUCCUAGUAACAUGGAAUCCCAUAUCAACCUUGCAUUACUAGACUUGGAAGACGAUUCGCUUUCUGCAAGCAGCAACGAACGAAGUUUCCAAAUAGAGGUUUACUUGCAAAAAAGAUGGAGCUACUCAUUGAGCUUCGCCUAG